This is a messenger RNA of Pungitius pungitius (ninespine stickleback), 5075 nucleotides long. It is a transcript of the gene opa1, whose product is annotated as OPA1 mitochondrial dynamin like GTPase. The transcript has 31 exons. The coding region runs from base 161 to 3271 and encodes 1036 amino acids. Gene Ontology annotation, cellular component: cytoplasm; mitochondrial membrane; microtubule. Gene Ontology annotation, molecular function: GTP binding; GTPase activity; microtubule binding. The record is from RefSeq and is a predicted model, not a curated record. NCBI's taxonomy places the organism in Eukaryota, Metazoa, Chordata, Actinopteri, Perciformes, Gasterosteidae. Gene Ontology annotation, biological process: mitochondrial fusion.
AGGCCCGCUGACAGGAAGUGGAUUGUCGGUCUGGGCUGUGUCCUUGUUAGCUGCCAUAACAGGCAAGCAAAUGUGCACCAUAUGGAAAGAUGACCUAAACCGUGCUUAAAUAUCAGUUUUGAAAGAUCUUUGUAUCAACCCGCUGUUGAUAAAUAGCACCAUGCUGCGUGUCGGGAAUAAAGCUGCCUGCCUGGCCUGCAGGAAUCUGGUCUCCACCAACAUGGGGGUGAGAUUUCGGGUACCGCUGCAGAAGCUGCAUCCUCUAUCACGUGCCAUCCACCACCGCUACUCUGGAAACACCAACCCCCAGCGACCCCCCCACCGCACGGCAGCUCGCUACUUUACCUCUAUGUCACGGUUGCCCAUGCGGCCUCCCAAGCCUCCCUCGGGGUCAGGGGGGCGGGGCCACCAGCAGCAGCGCAACUUCUGGGUGGCAAGCCUCGCUGCCCGCCUGCUGAGGCUCCGAUACAUUCUGCUGGGGUCGGCAGUGGGCGGAGGGUACACCGCUAAAAAGACCUAUGAUGAGUGGAAGGAGAUGCUCCCUGAUUUUAGUGAAUACAACUGGGUCAUACCGGAUUUCGUCUGGGAACUGAGUGAACAAAUUGAUCUCGAUAAACUGGCCAAAGCUCUGCCAGAGAUCGAGGAAAUAGCUAAAUUACUUCCUGACUUUGAUAAGAUAGGCGAGAACUUCACUUUCCUCAAGAGCCUCCUGUCCUCUGGUGUGAGUUUGGGUAGUGAAGUCAAAGGAGCUUCUGGUCUGCAUCUGUUGUUAGAAACAUCAGGCGAUCCUCCGCUAAAAGCCACAGACUCUUCGACUGCAGCCGCACAUGAAGUCAGCGACAAGCAAUACAAAAAGGGUCUGCUUGGCGAGCUCGUUCUUAUUCAGCAGCAGAUCCAGCGACACGAGGAGGAGGUCCGGCGGGCUGCGGCAGCCAAUAGUGCACGUCCCCCACCGCCAGAGCCUGCUCCCAGUCCGCCUCCGAACCCCAGUCCCCCUCAAGAGAAACGCAAGUCAUCGGACAAAGAGAGAAUAGACCUGCUUCAAGAAGAACUGCUCCGUACGCAGCUAAAAUAUCAGCGCAUGCUGGAAAGACUGGAGAAGGAGAAUAAGGAGUUAAGGAAAGUGGUGCUGCAAAAAGAUGAUAAAGGGAUUCACCAAAGGAAAGUCAAGAAAUCCCUUAUUGACUUGUAUUCUGAAGUCCUGGACAUCUUGUCAGACUAUGAUGCCAACUACAACACCCAGGAUCACCUUCCCAGGGUGGUAGUGGUUGGCGAUCAGAGUGCUGGAAAGACUAGUGUGCUGGAGAUGAUCGCCCAGGCCAGGAUCUUCCCCCGGGGCUCAGGAGAGAUGAUGACCCGCUCUCCUGUCAAGGUAACACUGAGCGAAGGCCCACACCACGUAGCCAUGUUUAAGGACAGUGGCCGAGAGUUUGACCUUUCCAAGGAGGAGGACCUUGCUGCUCUGAGGCAUGAGAUUGAGCUGAGGAUGAGGAAGAGUGUGAAGGCGGGACAAACCGUCAGCUGUGAGACAAUAUCCUUGAGUGUCAAAGGCCCCGGAAUCCAGAGGAUGGUGCUUGUUGACUUACCAGGAGUCAUCAGUACUGUGACUGCAGGCAUGGCGACGGAUACAAAGGAAACCAUCUUUAGCAUCAGCAAGGCAUACAUGCAGAAUCCCAAUGCAAUCAUCCUGUGUAUUCAGGAUGGCAGCGUGGAUGCAGAGAGGAGCAUUGUAACAGACUUGGUGAGCCAGAUGGACCCACAGGGGAAGAGGACAAUCUUUGUCCUGACCAAGGUGGACUUGGCCGAGAAAAACCUGGCCAGCCCAAACCGAAUUCAGCAAAUAGUGGAAGGAAAGCUGUUUCCCAUGAAGGCCCUGGGCUACUUUGCAGUGGUGACAGGAAAAGGAAGCAGCGGUGAAAGCAUUGACUCCAUUAAAGACUACGAGGAAGAAUUCUUCCAGAACUCUAGAUUACUAAAGGACGGCAUGCUGAAGGCCCACCAGGUGACAACAAAGAACUUGAGCUUGGCCGUCUCCGACUGCUUCUGGAAGAUGGUUCGGGAGUCUGUUGAGCAGCAAGCGGAUGUCUUCAAAGCCUCUCGCUUCAACCUGGAGACUGAGUGGAAGAACAACUACCCUCGCCUGAGAGAGCUGGACAGGAAUGAACUCUUCGAAAAGGCCAAAAAUGAAAUCUUGGAUGAAGUCAUUAGUUUGAGUCAAGUGACCCCACAACACUGGGAGGCCAUGCUGCAGAAGAAGUUGUGGGAACGCGUUUCCACCCAUGUGAUUGAAAACAUCUACCUGCCUGCUGCCCAAACAAUGGACUCUGGUACCUUUAACACCACUGUAGACAUCAAGCUCAAGCAGUGGACCGACAAGCAGCUUCCACACAAAGCACUUGAGGUUGCCUGGGAGACGCUGCAGGAAGAGUUUGCCCGCUUCAUGGCUGAAUACAAAGGCAAAGACCAGGACGACAUUUUUGACAAGUUGAAGGAGGCUGUGAAGGACGAGAGCAUCAAGAGGCACAAGUGGAAUGAGAGGGCCAUGGACAGCCUGAGGGUGAUCCAGCACAAUGCCCUAGAAGACCGCUCCAUCACAGACAAGCCCCAGUGGGAUGCAGCCAUCCAGUUCAUGGAGGAGACCCUGCAGUCACGCCUCAAAGACACUGAGUCAGUAAUCCGAGACAUGGUGGGUCCAGGCUGGAGGCAGAGAUGGCUGAACUGGAUGAACCGCACACCAGAUCAGCACAUUCGUAAUGAGACAAAGAAUGAGCUGGAGCGCUUGCUGAAGCUACACGAUGAGCACACAGCCUACUUGGCCAAUGACGAGGUCACCACUGUCAGGAAGAAUCUGGAGGGACGAGGUGUUGAAGUUGACCCUGUGCUGAUCAAGGACACGUGGCAUCAGCUGUAUCGCCGACACUUCUUGCAGAAGGCGCUGUCUCACUGUAAUCUCUGCAAGAGAGGCUUCUACUACUACCAGAGGCACUUUGUCGACUCUGAGUUGGAGUGCAAUGAUGUGGUUCUGUUCUGGAGAAUCCAGAGGAUGCUGGUCAUCACAGCUAACACUCUCCGACAACAGCUCACCAACACGGAGGUGCGCCGACUGGAGAAAAAUGUAAAGGAGGUGCUGGAUGACUUUGGUGAAGACAUGGAGAAGAAGACCCACCUCAUCACUGGCCGCCGAGUUCAGCUUGCCGAGGAUCUCAAAAAAGUUCGUGAGAUUCAGGAGAAACUUGAAGCCUUCAUAGAAGCUCUUCACAAGGAAAAAUGAGACGAGAACUAUUGAAAGUAAACGUAUGGAUCACAGCAGAGAAAUGCACUGAACAAAGACAAGUCAUCUGAAAAUGACCGCCAUCGCAGCCUGACCUUGUCCACAUCACUCACGCAUCUGAUUUUAAUAUUUGCGGCUUGGCUACCUGUCCCCCUUUUUUGAAGCUGAUGAAACGAUGGACCUGAACUGAAGCUCUUUCUUUGAUUUUUCUUGGCGUUUAUUUUCCUCUUGCAAACUGUCCCGGGUCAAGAGGGGAGAUCAGGAGGAAAAUGAGAAGCAUGCACAGUGUUGUCAGACAUCUAACCUCUCAUUUUCAAUAAAUGAGGAUUGUGUACAUGGUAAUAUCUCCAAUUUAUCAUUUUCCAGCUGAUGGUGUCUGUGUACGUGUGAUUAGAAGAGUGUCGCCUCUUGUUCAUGAUGAGUAGAAUAUCCUUGAAUUUCGUACUUUUCAUUUUGAUCGCCGCUCCUGAAAUUCGUCAAAAACACUUUCCUGGUGCAUAAAAAUGUUUCUAUAUUUAACAUUUACCAGCACUUUGGAUUCAAAGCACUUAAGUUCUGCCUCCAGGCAGCAGCUAUUCUCUCCAUGUAGACCUCAAUGUGAGCAGCAGAUGUCCUCACCUAUUUCUAAGAGUAGCUUUCUACUUUGAUAUUCAGCUUCCCUGCCAUCAACGCUCUCCUUUGUAACUCCACAACAAGUAUUCUUUAACCGGUUACCAACAGCUCUGAAGGGGGUUGGAAACAAUAGUAUGUAUAGAUUUAUUUCUUUUCCUUUCUUUUUGAUCUAAUGGGAGUUUAUUUUUACAUUGGUCUGUUAAUAUGUCUGCCAAAAAGCACACAAUGUGCUGGUCAUGCUUCUUGUUUCUGUAUUUGUCUAGUUUUUCGAAUGAAACAUAAAUUCAGGAUGCUUUUAGAUAAAAGAGCCGCAGCCAACUACAUUAUGUGAUGUGAAAAUAUUACAUUGUUAUAUAACUUCUAAGGUUUCAGACAUCAUUUCUCAAUAGCUCACAUUGCUUCGUCAGUUAAAUGUGUCAUAGCAACCGUGUAAAAUUAAAUGAUGAAACGAUUUAAAUGUGCAUUUAAUUGGAUUUUCAAAAGCUGAAAUGUGGUCAGUUGUUCCACUCAACGUCUCCACUUUGGGUUUUCCACUCUCUGUGAUAACACUCAGAUCCUUUCACUCUUGCUGCUUGGAGGGAUGUGACCAGAUACCUGAAAACAAAGGGAAUGUUAAUCCCCCUUUUGUAGAUGAACAGAAUUGAUCCACAAAAUUAUAAAACAGGAAAAUGUCAUUUUUAAACAGACUGUAUAAUUCUAGAAGUCUCUCCUCUGCUUAAAGUGCCCACAUUGCUCCCAAUAUUCUGCUUUUUAGUCACUAUCAUCUUGAACUCUUUAUUUCACAUCCCCUUCCGUCAUUUGGACUGUUGUGACUCUGUCGAUACAUCCACACGCUCUUCCUCAUUUGAAUGGUUUCAUUCAUUUGUUUCACCAGAAGUAAACCAAGACAUUGACGUGUUCAUGUUGGUCUGUGUAUAUAGAUAGAUAGAUCCACACAUAGAUGCAUAAAGUCAUGCAUAGGACAGGCUCAGCAUUCUGUACAGGUUAAGUCGAUACAAAUUCACGGAGCCCCUACAAUGUACAGCACGUGUAUGCAGAGUGAAACACAUAUGUAUCAGAAUCUGUGAGUGGGCUCAAAAAAAGGUUUUAUGUUGUAGAAAGUAAUGUUUGCAUGGUGUACCCCAUCAGCAUUAUUUAUUAAAUUUGUGUUCAAAAGAGAAAUUUAAAAAUAAAAUUGACAAAUUAAAAUGUC